Closterium sp. Naga37s-1 is the source of this 678-nucleotide messenger RNA. The record is from the annotation of a GenBank genome assembly. Lineage: Eukaryota; Viridiplantae; Streptophyta; Zygnematophyceae; Desmidiales; Closteriaceae.
AUGGGUAGCCGUGGAGAUGAGGUAGCUCUCAGUCUUACAGCACCCGCUGAUGCCGAGAAUCAUCAGAUCGUGGACGUGGUUGAUCUGCUGCCCGGCCCCAUCUGGCACAUCAUCUUCCGCCACUUGCUGCUGGGUAGCUCCUCCGGCGCAUCACAAGAGGGAGGAGCAGGCAGCGCCUCCGGCGCAUCACAAGAGGGAGGAGCAGGCAGCGCCUCCGGCGCAUCACAAGAGGGAGGAGCAGGCAGCGCCUCCGGCGCAUCACAAGAGGGAGGAGCAGGCAGCGCCUCCGGCGCAUCACAAGAGGGAGGAGCAGGCAGCGCCUCCGGCGCAUCACUUCUUAGUCGACUCAAAAAGAAGCUGCAAAGUCCGGGUAACUCCUCGGGCGCAUCACAGGAGGGAGCAGGCAGCACCUCGCCGGGUGCCACUGGGAGUGGACUUCUGAGUCGACUGAAAAAGAAUCUGCAGAAUUGGGGUAAUUCCUCGGGCGCGUCGCAGGAGGGAGGAGCAGGAGACGCGUCCACCACGGAGCAGCAACUUACGGAGGCAUUGAGGACCUUCGGCGCCUGCUGGCCUCUGCUGCGCUGCGCCAUGGUCUGCCAGAGGCUCCUCCACCAUGUCGCCUCCUUCCCCGUGAGUCUCUCAUUGCUCCCUCUUCUUCGUGUCCAUAGCUGCGUGUGA